Molecule: messenger RNA, 4098 nt
Organism: Myotis daubentonii (Daubenton's bat)
Lineage: Eukaryota; Metazoa; Chordata; Mammalia; Chiroptera; Vespertilionidae
Gene: GRAMD4
Product: GRAM domain containing 4
Biological process (GO): apoptotic process; negative regulation of toll-like receptor 9 signaling pathway
Cellular component (GO): mitochondrion
Source: RefSeq, a predicted model, not a curated record
CCCGGGCGGAGGGGAAGCACCGCAGACCUUGGGGCUGAGGCCGGAGCAGAGCCGCCCAGGCCUGGCCCGGUGCGGGGUCCCGGCAGCCUCGUGGCCGGCCUCCCUGGGCUGUGCGUGGGUCCUGGCAGGAGGCCCGCGCCCCGAACGGCCACGUUGGAGAGCUGCUCCGCUCCGUGUUGGGACUUCCUCGGGAAGAGGACCUGAGGCCCGAGGGGGGCCUGCGAUGGUGCGGCGUCCGCCUCGGAUCCGAGGACCCCCUGAGCCAUGUCUCUCCCCGGCGGCAGGGACCCCGAGCGGCAUGUCAGGGUGAAGCAGCGGGGCUCAGUGCUGAACAUGCUCAGGAGGCUGGACAAGAUCAGGUUCAGAGGUCACAAGCGAGACGACUUCCUCGACCUGGCGGAGUCUCCCAACGCCUCGGACAACGAAUGUGGCGACGACGUGCCCCUGAGAGUGCCUCGGGCCCGGGACAGCGAGGAGCUGAGGGACCCUGCCGGUCCGGGGACCCUCAUCAUGGCCGCGGGAGCCCAGGACUUUAACCGGACGGAGUCUGAUCGGCUGAAUGAAAUCAAAGGUCACCUGGAAAUCGCCUUGCUGGAGAAGCACUUCCUGCAGGAGGAGCUCCGGAAGCUGCGGGAGGAAACCAACUCGGAGAUGCUGCGGCAGGAGCUGGACCGCGAGCGGCAGCGGCGGAUCGAGCUGGAGCAGAAGGUGCAGGAAGUGCUGAAGGCCAGGACCGAGGAGCAGGCGGCUCAGCAGCCUCCGAGGAACCAGGCCCCGGUCGCUAACGGAGCAGGCCCCCUGGCCCCGAGCCUCACCGGACGCCCGCCUGUGCCCGCAGACCGGCGGGGCCAGGGGCUGUGCCCCCGCGUGCAGAAGUGGUUCUACGAGAAGUUCGGGGAGUACGUGGAGGACUUCCGGUUCCAGCCCGAGGAGAGUGCGGUGGAGACGGAGGAGCCCCUCAGCGCCCGCAGGCUGACUGAGAACAUGCGGCGGCUGAAGCGCGGCGCCAAGCCGGUCACCAGCUUCGUGAAGAACCUGUCUGCCUUGUCCGACUGGCACUCCGUCUACACGUCCGCCAUCGCCUUCACCGUCUACAUGAACGCCGUGUGGCACGGCUGGGCCAUCCCCAUGUUCUUGUUCCUGGCAAUUCUGAGGCUGUCCCUCAAUUACCUCAUAGCCAGGGGCUGGCGGAUCCAGUGGAGCAUCGUGCCCGAGGUGUCCGAAGUGGUGGAGCCGCCGAAGGAGGACCUGACGGUGUCCGAGAAGUUCCAGCUGGUGCUGGACGUCGCCCAGAAGGCCCAGAACCUGUUCGGGAAGAUGGCCGACAUCCUGGAGAAGAUCAAGAACCUGUUCAUGUGGGUGCAGCCCGAGAUCACGCAGAAGCUGUACGUCGCGCUGUGGGCCGCCUUCCUGGCCUCCUGCUUCUUCCCCUACCGCCUGGUGGGGCUCGCCGUGGGACUCUAUGCCGGGAUCAAGUUUUUCCUCAUCGAUUUCGUCUUCAAACGCUGCCCGCGGCUGCGAGCCAAGUACGACACCCCCUACAUCAUCUGGAAGAGCCUGCCCACCGACCCGCAGCUCAAGGAGCGCUCCAGCGCCGCCGCCGUGUCCCGCAGGCUGCAGACGACGUCCGCGCGGAGCUACGUGGCCAGUGCGCCCGCGGGCCUGGGCCGGGACGAGGACGCCGGGCGCCUCCACAGCACCAAGAAGGGCAAUUUCCACGAGAUCUUCAACCUGACGGAAAACGAGCGGCCGCUGGCGGUGUGUGAGAACGGCUGGCGCUGCUGCCUGAUCAACAGAGACCGGAAGAUGCCCACGGACUACAUCCGGAACGGGGUGCUGUACGUGACGGAGAACUACUUGUGCUUCGAGAGCUCCAAGUCCGGCUCCUCCAAGAGGAACAAGGUCAUCCGGCUGGCGGACAUCACCGACAUCCAGAAGUACAAGGUCCUCUCUGUCCUCCCGGGGUCGGGCAUGGGGAUCGCCGUGACAACGCCAUCAACCCAGAAGCCGCUGGUGUUCGGCGCCAUGGUGCACAGGGACGAGGCCUUCGAUACCAUCUUCAGCCAGUACCUGAAGAUCACGGCGGGCGCAGCCUCGGGCAGCGACAGCUAGCGCUCCGGGCACGGGCGUGACUGACAGGGGAACCAUCGGGCGCCCUCCUGACCUUUGGCAAUAACCCUGGACCUGCGGCUUCUGUCGUGCGGACCUGCGUUCACAGACCCCGCGUGGGGGCGGGGGCGCUCGGACGGUGCCAGCCGCCGGCGGGCCAGGCAGGUCCCCGACUGCGGGCACAGGGCAGGGUCCUCCGAGGCCGCGGGAGGAAGACACACAGGACGCGCUGUCCCGUCCGCCAAGCACAGCGGCUCCUCUGUCCCCCGGGCAGGGCCGGCACGGCCCGCAGCGGCUCCGUGACCGGGCGCUCCCACCAAAGCCACAGCUGCAGGACGGCGAUGACACGGCGGGCCCCUGCCGCGUGGCCCCAGAGCGCCAUGGGCUAGUGUGGGCGCCGCGAGGGCCUGUGUCCGCGCCCGACGUGGGGGUGGAGGCUGUGAGCUGGAAGCACAUUUCCUAACACUUUGCUCUUGGGAGGCCCAGGGGGCUGAUGAAGGUGGGCGCCUGCGUGGCCGGCGUGGGCCUCCAUGAGCCUCCUGGCCGGUGAGGAGGGGCCUGGGGCUGCGGGGGCACAGGCGUGGCCCAGGCCCGUGGUGGGCCCAGCCGUGCAGACACUUGGGGAAGUGACCGUGAGCAGAGCCUAGAGGUGUGGGCCGGGCAGUUGCUCCCCUGGCGUCCGAGUGUUCCUGGCUGUGUCCUGCGCCCACACGCACACCCACGCGAGCACGGAUGGGAGCGAGCCCCGCCCUCCCCGCUGGUCUGGGCCCACCCUGCCGAGGACACCACAGCCCUGGUGGAGGUGGCCAGGCUCAGUGCAUUCUGGGACAGCCCUGGACGCCAGCCCGGUGUCCCCAUAGGCCUGUGGCCGCUGCAAAAACACGCUGUGGGAGUGGGCGGGUCACACGGCCCCCGGGGGUCAGCGCACGUCCCACACGGAUUACUCCAGCUCCACCCGUCCCGAGUCCCUUGGGUGUCGGUGAGAUUGUCGUUUUUUGAAGAAACAGAUUCUAUUUUUUACAGAGAGCAAGCUGUUCUUAUUUUUGUAUCAUUUUUCAGAUGUGAUUUUUACCUUUGCUCCGAUCCUCAUUUGCUGGUUUGGGUGAGAGGUUGGUAGCAUCGCUCCUGGGCCCUGGAGCACUGGGGGUGCCCCGCCAGCCAGACAAGCACACGCCGCCCCCGCGGUGAGGCCGGGGCCCGCAGCGCCCACCGGCUCGGGCACAGGUACUGGAAAGUGAAGGCAGGACCGUCUGAACCCUGGCUUUGCUCCCACGGUGGUCGCGGGUGGACCGCUCUCGAGGGCUGAGCCUCGGGGACACCCAGGGGCGCACCGCCGAGGGCUUCCCGUGUGGCGUCCACAGCGAGGCGUCGUGGGCCUGAGCUGCCCCGGGCUGGCCGUGGGUGGCCCCCAGGGGGCCAUGGGUCAGCGCGUGCCUCUUGGCCAGCAGGGAGGACUGUCCCCGGCUGGGGGGGCCCUGCGGUCGGGAGGGGGGGGUGGCCUGCAGCGGGCGAGGGCUCCGCGCUCCUGCAGGGGUGGUGGUGUUGGAGUCCCUUCUGAGAAGAAAGGGAGAUGAAAACUCACCACGUGACAGGGUGUGGCAGCCCAGCCCCCCCAUGGAGGGCAGAGGGGUGCUGGGGUACAGGGUGGGGUCCCCGAGUUGCACUGUGGGCUGGCGGCGGGCAGAGCGCAGACCUGUGCAGGCCCCGGGCUCCCUCCCGCCCGGGGACCUGUGGCUUCACUGAAUGUAAACCUGGGAGGCGUUUAAUUUCUACGACUCAUCCCUGGACGAGGGGGACGCUGACCUUUCUGGUCUGGAGCUCCUCUAUCUGUUUGUAAAUAUCGCGACGUGCAACUUUGUUCACGAAAGGAUUGUACUGUACGAGGCACCGAUGAAACCCCUCUGUAACAUUUUUUAAGAGACCUUGUUUAAAGAAGUCUUGUAUAAAUUAUAAUUUUUAUUUAAAUAAACCUGAAAUGCUUUGUGCUAA